Molecule: messenger RNA, 1738 nt
Organism: Carica papaya (papaya)
Lineage: Eukaryota; Viridiplantae; Streptophyta; Magnoliopsida; Brassicales; Caricaceae
Product: Zinc finger C-x8-C-x5-C-x3-H type family protein
Molecular function (GO): mRNA binding; metal ion binding
Source: RefSeq, a predicted model, not a curated record
UUUUUUCCUUUCUUUUUUUAAUCUUCCCUUUUCUCCCCCUUCUCUCUCUCCGUCUUUCCCCCCUUUCCCUGCAUAAUUAGGGUUUGAAAUGUGCAGACAUGACGGAUCAAUCUGACCAACCCCCGGUUUCAGACCCCUAUAAAAGGAACCAAUCUUCCACUUCCAAUUCCGAUCUCGAUCCCCCACCUCCUGAUCCCCAUAACGCGGCCGAAGAUGAGCCCACGCUGCAGCUAGUCCAGCAGCUUCAAGACCUAGACUUUAAGGAGCCUGCAGAUGAGCAGCCUGAUGGACGCGAUUCGAACGAUGAAGAGGAGGAGGAUUCGAAGAGCGAAGAGAGCGACAAAAAUGAUAAUGGAGAUGAGGAUGAAACUGCGAUCGCCGGUGAAGGUGGUGACGUUGAUAAGAUGAAUGAGAGGAGAAGAUACUUGUAUCCUCUGCGACCCCAAGCCGAGGACUGCGCCUUUUAUAUGAAGACCGGAAGUUGCAAAUUUGGAGCCAAUUGCAAGUUUAAUCACCCUGUUCGAAGAAAAAAAGAGGUAUCUAAGGAGAAGGUGAAGGAAGGGGAAGAACAAGCAGAGAAGCCGGGGCAGACAGAGUGCAAGUAUUACCUCAGGACAGGAGGGUGUAAGUAUGGAAAAGCUUGUAGAUAUAAUCACAGCAAAGCGAAAACUUCAGUGGCCUCUGUUUUAGAGCUGAACUUUCUUGGCCUGCCUAUUCGACAGGGUGAGAAAGAAUGUCCAUAUUAUAUGCGUAAUGGCUCAUGCAAAUAUGGAGCCAACUGCAAAUUCAAUCAUCCUGAUCCUACAGCUGUAGGAGGAGGUGACCCUUCUGGAUACAAUAACGGCGGAUCUGUUUCAUCACCAGCUCCGUCUCAAGUUAGCAUAGGAUCAUGGUCAUCGCCAAGGCCAUUGAAUGAAACUGGUCCUUUCAUACCAAUGAUUUUUUCACCAACUCAUGCUGUUCCAUCACAAAACCCAGAAUGGAACGGGUAUCAGGCUCCUGUAUAUCCACCAGAGCGGAGCAUGCAUCCGCCAACAGCAUAUCUUAUGAACAAUCCAACAACUGAAGCCAGUGUUUACACACAUCAUCAGCCACAGAAGUUAGUUGAUGAAUUCCCCGAGCGACCUGGCCAACCGGAAUGCAGUUAUUUUUUAAAAACUGGUGACUGCAAGUUCAAAUCCAAUUGCAAAUAUCAUCAUCCAAAGAACAGAACAGUGAAAACACCUUCAUGUGCUCUUAGUGACAAAGGCCUGCCCCUAAGACCUGAUCAGAAUGUCUGCACGCAUUACAGCCGCUACGGCAUCUGCAAGUUUGGUCCAGCUUGCAAAUUUGACCAUCCAAUACAGCCUCCUAGUUCAAUUGUAUCUGCAGUAGAUCAGGCUGCCCAGUUCAGCGGCUCUCAGACUACCGCUGAAGAGGUUAAAGUUACUGCUGAUGGAAAUGGAAGUGAUGCCUCAAUUCAGCAACAUGUGUAAAAUUUGGCAUCAAUUUUCUGUAGGUUUAGGCUUCUGACACUAGUAAGGAUUUUAAAUUUUCUCCUUAAAAUAUUUUAAGUUAUACUUGUCCGGUUUUUUUCCUCUUAGCUGAGCCGCCACAAGCUGUUUUUUUUCCAGAAGGGAUGGCAUUAUAUAAUCAUAUGUUGUGAUGCUAGAAGCCAAAGCAGAAAUCAGGAUAUGUACAUUAUCGAUUUCCAAUGUCAUUUAGCAACUAAUACAAACUGUUAUAUCAUCUAAUUUUC